CUACCAUUUCCAUUACCAAGAAGAAGAAGAUCCCUUCUUCCUGCUCCUACUCCACUUGCCUUUCCCCUCUGUCCUCCAUUUUUCCCCUGCCUUUCCAUUUGCUUUUCGGUGCUCGCACGUCCAUAUCUUCUUCAUCUUCCUCCUCCUCAUCCUCUUCUGUCUCUGUCUCUUCCACCAAAUUAGCCCACCUUCCUGUUUAUUUGAACUUUCUGUUCAGCUUCCGCUUUCGAUGCCCUUCUGAGAGAUCCCCCUCUAGACCCCUGUCGUCUCCGUCCACCCUUUCUCUGCCUUUGUCCGAAAAUGAAGAAAAGGGCCCACCUUGAUCGGCUCCUGCUCGCCAUCGCACUCCUCUGCUCUCUGCUCCAGAACUCUGACGCUCAGGGCGGCGAUGCUGACGUAAUGCUGGCCCUCCGGGAGAGCCUAAACGCGCCGUCGACACUCGGGUGGACCGACCCGGACCCCUGCAAGUGGGCGCCGCAUGUGAGCUGCACCGAAGGACGGGUCACCCGGAUCCAAAUCGGGAACCAGAACCUGCAGGGGACUCUACCCAAGAACCUCAACGCCCUCACCAAGCUCCAGCGGCUUGAGCUCCAGUUCAACAGCAUCUCGGGCCCACUCCCCACCCUGAGCGGCCUCAGCUCCCUUCAGGUCCUCUUGCUCAGCAACAACCAGUUCACCUCCGUCCCCCCCGACUUCUUCACCGGCAUGUCCUCGCUGCAGUCCGUCGAGAUGGACAACAACCCUUUCCAAUCGUGGGAAAUCCCGGAAAGCCUCCAGAGCGCCUCUUCGCUGCAGAAUUUCUCUGCCAAUUCCGUGAACAUCACCGGGAAGAUCCCGGAUUUCUUCCGGGGCGACGUGUUCCCCGGCCUCACCUUGUUUCAUCUGGCCAUGAAUGAUCUCGAGGGCGGGCUGCCGUCGAGUCUCGCCGGGUCACAGAUUCAGUCCCUGUGGGUCAACGGGAGGUCAUCCAGCAGUAAGCUCACUGGGGGCAUCGACGUGAUACAGAACAUGACAUCCUUGAAGGAGGUUUGGUUGCAUUCGAACUCUUUCUCUGGUCCAUUGCCGGACUUCUCGAACCUUAAAGACCUGCAAGUUCUGAGCUUGAGGGAUAACAUGUUCGCUGGUCCUGUUCCAUUGAGUUUACUUAGUCUUGGGUCCUUAAAAGUAGUUAACUUGACCAAUAACCUGCUUCAAGGUCCAGUUCCCGCCUUUAAGAGCUCCGUUUCAGUUGAUAUGAUUGAGAAUACGAACAGCUUCUGUCUGCCCAGCCCAGGUGAUUGCGAUUCGAGGGUGAGUACCCUGCUCUCAAUCUUGAAGUCUAUGGGUUACCCUCAAAGAUUUGCGCAGGCUUGGAAGGGGAAUAACCCUUGUGCUGAUUGGAUUGGCAUCACCUGCAACAAUGGGAACAUUACCGUCAUAAAUUUCCAGAGAAUGGGUCUCAACGGCACAAUAUCGCCUGAUUUUGGAUCCCUUGUUUCUCUCCGGAGACUCAUCCUUGCUGAUAACAAUCUCACGGGCACGGUUCCUUCGGAGCUCACCACCCUCCCUGCACUCACCGCCCUCGACUUGUCAAACAACCAACUCUAUGGGAAAAUACCAAGCUUUAGAACUGGCGUGGCUCUUAAGGUUGAUGGUAAUCCCGAUAUUGGGAAAGAAAAGAGCCCCUCAACCCCUCCAGGUUCUCCACCAGGAGGGGAAGGUCCUUCAGGAGCCCCAGCCAGCCCCACAAGCAGGAAGAAGUCAGCUGUGAUCGGAAUCGUGGUGGUCUCGGUGGUCGGGGCCUUGUUCUUGAUCUUCUUGCUGGGUCUGUUGGGUUUCUGCCUCUACAAGAAGAAGCAGAAGAGGUUUACUCGGGUUCAGAGCCCGAAUGCGAUGGUUAUUCACCCACGCAACUCGGGUGGCUCUGACAAUGACAGUGUGAAGAUAACUGUGGCUGGGUCCAGCGUCAGUGUGGGACCUGUCAGCGAGGCCUAUACUAUUCCCGGAAGUGAGAACGGGGAUAACAUCCAGAUGGUUGAGGCUGGGAACAUGGUGAUCUCAAUUCAAGUGCUGAAGAAUGUUACCAACAACUUCAGUGAAGAGAACAUACUCGGUCAAGGUGGGUUUGGAACAGUCUAUAAGGGAGAACUGCACGAUGGGACGAAAAUUGCAGUCAAGAGAAUGGAGGGUGGAGUAAUUGCAGGCAAAGGCCUCACAGAAUUUGAGUCAGAGAUCGCAGUUUUGACCAAAGUUCGGCAUAGGCACUUGGUGGCACUCCUGGGGUAUUGCUUAGAUGGUAACGAGAAGCUUCUUGUAUACGAACACAUGCCUCAGGGGACUCUCAGUCAUCACCUGUUUAGCUGGGCCAAGGAAGGGCUUAAGCCAUUGGAGUGGACCAGGAGGUUGACAAUUGCUCUGGACGUAGCAAGGGGGGUCGAGUACCUGCAUGGGUUGGCCCAUCAGAGCUUCAUACACAGAGACCUGAAGCCCUCAAACAUUCUGCUUGGAGAUGACAUGAGGGCCAAGGUUGGAGAUUUCGGUCUAGUUCGUCUCGCUCCGGAGGGCAAAGGCUCAAUUGAGACGAGAAUUGCUGGCACUUUUGGAUACUUGGCUCCGGAAUAUGCAGUGACUGGUCGGGUGACAACGAAGGUCGACGUCUUCAGUUUCGGGGUGAUCCUCAUGGAGCUUAUCACGGGCCGGAAGGCUCUUGACGAGUCUCAACCUGAGGAGAGCAUGCACUUGGUAACUUGGUUCCGAAGGAUGCACCUUAACAAGGAGGCGUUCAAGAAGGCGAUUGACCCCACUAUCGACCUUGACGAGGAGACAGUCGCCAGCAUAGGCACUGUGGCCGAGUUGGCUGGCCACUGCUGCGCGAGGGAGCCAUACCAGCGGCCCGACAUGGGCCACGCAGUCAACGUGUUGUCGUCGCUGGUAGAGCUGUGGAAACCAUCCGAGCAGAGCCCGGAUGAUAUCUAUGGUAUCGACCUCGAGAUGUCGCUGCCCCAGGCGCUCAAGAAGUGGCAGGCUUAUGAGGGAACAAGCGACAUGGAUUCCUCCUCGUCCUCAUACCUCCCGAGCUUAGACAACACACAGACCAGCAUACCAACGAGACCGUACGGGUUCGCCGAGUCUUUCACAUCAGAGGAUGGGAGGUAACGGACAGUGAUCGGAACGAGGCGAUGUCAAUUUUUAUUUGGUUCCUUUUUUGGUUGGAGUGGGUGCUGGGGUUGGUCUGUAAAGAAGCUUGGGGUCUGACCUGUGAUUAAUUCUUUCUUUUAUUUCAAGAUUUACCCUGUUUUUCUUCUUCUAUAAUCUGAUCUGAUGAUGAAUCAACUAUACUAAUUUCUGGGGGAUUGUUCUUGAGGAUGUAACUGAGUUUAUGUGUCAAUUGAGUUCCAUGUUUGAGAAAGCCUUGAUCAGAUUUGGUCAUUUUGGGUCUCUGAUCAAGGUAAGACUUUUGUACA
Punica granatum (pomegranate) is the source of this 3443-nucleotide messenger RNA. NCBI's taxonomy places the organism in Eukaryota, Viridiplantae, Streptophyta, Magnoliopsida, Myrtales, Lythraceae. The record is from RefSeq and is a predicted model, not a curated record.